UCAAAAAAGACGUAUCAAAACAUAACAGCUGAUCCAUGCAUCAGAGAAGAGCGUGUAAAAGUGUAGCCUUAAAAGUGCUGUAAAUAUUUUAUUGUUUAAUCUCCUGGAAAUAUAAUCUAUUGUGUUGUACAAUGGGGCUAUGUUCUUCUUGCUUUAAAGGAUCUGCUGACGAUGGACUUAUCACCCCGGAUGCGACCAUAAGACGACAACAGCAAUUGGAAGCGGCUGAGCGUCGGCGAGUAGAGAAUGAAUCGAGAGGAAUCAAGGAUGUUGACAAAGUACGCCGUAUGCAGCAAAAAGCGGAAGAAACAGCUAGAAGGGAAGAUGAAGCAGCACGAAUGGGCGGUGGACAACCUGCUUUGAGGUGGCAGCAAGAUUAAUGAAAACAUCACGAUGCUUAUUACGUCAACCAAAAAUCAAGAUAUGUGCAUUGGGUAGUUCAUCGUUUCUUUAUUCAAAUAUUCAAUACGUUGUGUCUUGUAGAUAUAGAUAAUGUGCAUGAUUCAAGUUUGGAAAUUCCACAUAAAAGCAAGAUUUAAGUUAAGUA
Armigeres subalbatus is the source of this 547-nucleotide messenger RNA. Its product is annotated as small VCP/p97-interacting protein-like. Gene Ontology annotation, biological process: positive regulation of autophagy; negative regulation of retrograde protein transport, ER to cytosol; negative regulation of VCP-NPL4-UFD1 AAA ATPase complex assembly. Bases 132 to 380 code for a protein of 82 amino acids. Lineage: Eukaryota; Metazoa; Arthropoda; Insecta; Diptera; Culicidae. Gene Ontology annotation, cellular component: endoplasmic reticulum membrane. The record is from RefSeq and is a predicted model, not a curated record. The transcript has 3 exons.